Molecule: messenger RNA, 2126 nt
Organism: Rhagoletis zephyria (snowberry fruit fly)
Lineage: Eukaryota; Metazoa; Arthropoda; Insecta; Diptera; Tephritidae
Product: amidophosphoribosyltransferase-like
Biological process (GO): purine nucleobase biosynthetic process
Molecular function (GO): amidophosphoribosyltransferase activity
Source: RefSeq, a predicted model, not a curated record
CAUCAAAACAAAUUUAGUUGUAACAUUUUAAGACAGACCAUCGCUGCCAGCUACAUUUAUUCCGUGUUUUGAGUGCAUUAUGAGCGGUCGCUAGAAAUUCCGUGCUCAUAAUUAAGAAUUUUCGGAAAUUUUACUAGCUUUGCGUGAUACUUGCUAUUGUUUUUUUACGAAGUAUUAAAUAAUAACAUAGAAACUAUUAAAUUUUAAACGUAAUCACAAAUUUCUUCCAAAAUAAUAUUUUUACUAAGCAUUUCGGUCUGUCACUUUGAAUCAAAAAUCAUGUCUUGUAAAGAAACUACAAAAUCCUGUGGAGAAGGUCCAAAUGUAAUUGAUGUAUGCGACUCUGUUGUUAAGAGUGCUAGAAAAAUAUUUCCCGAGAAAAAAUACAAGCAAGUGCAGCCGACGGGUAAAGAAGUCUCAGGACUGACACAUGAAUGUGGAGUAUUUGGAGCGGUCGCUUGCGGUGAAUGGCCAACACAGAUUGAUAUUGCUCAGGUCGUUUGCCUCGGAUUGGUAGCACUGCAGCAUCGUGGACAGGAAUCGGCUGGUAUUGCCACUAGCCAAGGCAAAAAUUCCAAGAAUCUUAGCAUUCACAAAGGAAUGGGAAUGAUCAGCAAUCUGUUUAAUGAUGAUUCGAUUAGGAGAUUAAAGGGAAAUCUAGGCAUUGGACACACGCGAUACUCCACAGCAGCGGCAUCGGAAGUGGUGAAUUGCCAACCAUUUGUUGUUCACACAGCCCAUGGCGCGGUGGCGAUCGCCCACAAUGGCGAGCUGAUCAACUGCGAGUCGCUGCGGCGAGUUGUGUUGGAACGUGGUGUAGGUCUUUCCACUCACAGUGAUAGUGAAUUGAUCGCACAGUCUCUUUGUUGUGCACCCGAGGAUGCCAGUGAGCAUGAUGGUCCAGAUUGGCCAGCACGCAUACGCCAAUUUAUGACACUCGCUCCACUUUCAUACUCGCUGGUUGUCAUGCAUAAGGACAAAAUCUACGCGGUACGCGAUUCCUACGGAAAUCGGCCGCUUUGUAUUGGCAAGAUCGUUCCAAUCACACUCGGCCAUGGAAGGCCAGAGGAUGCACCUGCCGAGGGUUGGGUUGUUUCGAGUGAAAGCUGCGGCUUCCUCUCGAUAGGUGCUCGCUAUGUACGUGAAGUGGAGCCAGGUGAAAUUGUGGAGCUGACACGUAAUGGUUUCCGUACCGUGGAUAUUGUCGAGCGUCCCGACUACAAGAAGGUGGCAUUCUGUAUCUUCGAAUAUGUUUAUUUUGCGCGAAGCGAUUCCACUUUUGAAGGACAGAUGGUGUACUCGGCACGCCUGCAAUGUGGUAGACAAUUAGCUCUAGAAGCACCAAUUGAAGCAGAUAUUGUUAGCUCUGUACCUGAGUCGGGUACGGCGGCAGCGCAUGGUUAUGCCAGAGAGUCUGGUAUACCGUUUUCCGAGGUGCUUUGUAAGAAUCGCUAUGUCGGUCGAACAUUUAUCCAGCCUUCCACGCGGCUUCGUCAAUUAGGCGUGGCCAAGAAAUUUGGUGCACUCUCCGUUAAUUGCGAAGGUAAACGAGUGGUUCUGAUUGAUGACUCAAUAGUGCGUGGCAACACCAUUGGCCCCAUCAUUAAGCUAUUGCGGGAUGCUGGUGCCAAGGAGGUCCAUGUUCGUAUCGCUAGCCCUCCGCUCAUGUACCCCUGCUAUAUGGGGAUCAAUAUACCAACAAGGGAAGAACUGAUUGCAAACAAACUGGAGCCAGACGAGUUAGCUGAGCAUGUCGCCGCUGACAGUUUGAAAUAUCUCAGCGUGGCCGGACUUAUUAAAGCUGUCGAAAGAAACAAGGCAAACACAAACCCUAUUAAAUCCGGAUAUUGCACAGCAUGCCUUACUGGAGAGUAUCCAGGUGGUCUGCCUGAGGAACUUAGCUGGUAAUUUAUAAACACGCAGGAGCAAAUAUUUUUACGUAUUUAAGUAUUUGUAGCUUAAUUAGGGUUAAAAGACAUAGAUUUAAUUUAUUUAUACCUCAGUUAAAUAAUGAAGAAGAAUACAUUAACAAAAUGUAACACUUUUAAGAAAGCAUUAAUUAUUAUAAAUUACAUAUAAUAUAAAUUCUUAUAAACAUUUGGAGAAACUAAACUCUAAAAAAAGGA